AUGAUCUAAUAGUAUGAACCAAGAACCCCAAUCAGGAGAUUUGUGCCUGAAAUAGAAUAAGAAAGGCAGCAAAGAAAGCGAUAAACAGACAGGUUUCAACCUAAAGCGACAUGUGAGGAUGAUGAUCUUCAAUUGAAUUAUCUCUAAAUUGGAAAAUAAACAAAAAAAAGAUAGAAGAGCCAAACUUAAAAAUUGUAGAAGUAUGACUAUAGAAAACAUUAAAGAAACAGAUCAGAGCAGAGAUCUGCAUUACCUAAUUAAAUUUAAGGAAUCACUAAUGAAAAGUAUAAUGAAUUUGAUGAUCUCGAUAAAAUAUCUGAUGAUAAAGCUGAUCUAUGCAUUAGAAAUCUUCCUUCAAAUAGAUUAAUGAAAAAAAUGACAAUAUGA
Molecule: messenger RNA, 387 nt
Organism: Paramecium tetraurelia
Lineage: Eukaryota; Ciliophora; Oligohymenophorea; Peniculida; Parameciidae
Exons: 1
Source: RefSeq, a predicted model, not a curated record